CCUCUCAUCCCUCUUUCUCUCGCUGGAAACAUAUACUAAAAUCUCUUCAGUUUUCUCUCGUCUUGUUCCUCUCUUAUUUCGUUCGAACCCUAGCAGACUCGUUGUUUGAUUUGUGGUUCGAUUUCUGAAAAUUAAUCUGGACUCUAAAGCUGUACAUGAUCGAUUUCUCACAGCGUCAACCGAGAGCCGCGCCACCAUGACGGACACCACUGACACCGUGUUAACUACCGUAACAACUAACCACAACCAAUUUCCAAAUUUCAGAAGCAUGUUUGGACGAUUAAGCUCAGAUUACUUCACUGCAUGGUAGAUUGAUUGACUGCCUGUUAUUAAUGUAUCCAGGUAAACAUUCUUCAAGUAUGGAACACAAUUCAUCUACUUUAUCUCUUAAGUUAUCGAUUGUUUAUGGUUUUUACAGUUUUUUCAACUUAAUAUAUACCAAAUUUGGUUUUUGGUUAUUUAGUAGCGGUUUAAUGUUGAUAUAGUUCCUAAUCUGGAAGUUCAGUUUUGCUUCUUUUUUAUUCUAAUUAUCCAAAUGCAAAUAUGAUUCAAAUGUAAAGCUUAGCAUGUUGAUUUAAGAAGAAAAAUGUAGGUUAGGUGUAAAUGUAGUUUGUAUGAAACGUUUUCUAUUGCAAAUUGCAUUACAAAAUAGAUUCCUACAGAUGAAAUCUAGGGCGAUAUACAUAAAAGUGAUUAUAUGUUGGUCUUUUUUUUGUCAUUUAUUAAUCAUUAUAUUCCAGUUUUGUCAUGAAAGAUAUGAAGGUUUGACAUUUUUUCUAUGUCGCCUAUUUUAACAUGUGAGGACCUGCAGCAGCAAAAGUGGUCAUAAUUAGAAAUUUUCGGAGCAUUCAUCUCCACUCUCAUGUUCUCUUUCCAUUUGGAUGUAAUUGUUAAGAUUAAACUUUUAUGUGAUAUCGAAGGAAAUGAAGAGUUUGAAGAUUAUCUGGUUGUGUUUUUUUUGCUUUUUUUUUUUGAAAGAGUAUUAUCCGGUUGUGUUAGAAGUUAUUGAUUUGAUGCGUAAUUACCAUCAACAUGCCAAAAGGGCAGCUCUAAUGUCAUCUUUCGUCAUGCACAAACCUCAUGAAAGAUCACAUUUAACCAAAGCUACAUUAAAAACACUAAAAAGCAUAGAAUGGAUUAUGCAGAUCCUUAUCUUACCACAAAAGAGGAAAGAGACAUCAUUGAACAUGUAGUUAAUGCUUUUGUAAAACCAUGUAAAGAAUAUAUUGGCAUUCUACAACCAGCAUUUGAUCAACUAACAACUGUACGCUUUCAAGAAGCUAUGCCAACAAUUCAACAAGUUUUAAAUGAUGAAACUUGUGCUUUUCAGGUGGAGUUAUCAAGACUUCUUGAUAUUGUGAUAGGCUCAACAAAUUGAGUGUUUGUAUGAUCAGGCGAUUGAAGCAACAAAGAAUGUUGAGAUAGGUAAUAAGGAGCUAACUCAAGCCAUACAGAGGAGCAACAAGAGGAACAACAAUUGCAGAAUUUUUCUCUUACUUUUCAUUGGUUUUACUUUUACUAUUUUUUUUAUUGACUGGUAUAACUAAUUAAUACUUAA
Lactuca sativa (garden lettuce) is the source of this 1558-nucleotide messenger RNA. Its product is annotated as syntaxin-81-like. NCBI's taxonomy places the organism in Eukaryota, Viridiplantae, Streptophyta, Magnoliopsida, Asterales, Asteraceae. The record is from RefSeq and is a predicted model, not a curated record.